AUGUCUGUUAUGCUCACGAAGUUCGAGUCCAAGAGCAACCGCGUCAAGGGGCUUGCUUUCCAUCCGACCCAACCUCUACUCGCUGCCUCUCUACACAACGGUAGUGUGCAGUUAUGGAACUAUCGCAUGGGGGUCUUAGUGGAUAGAUUCGAGGAGCAUGAAGGCCCCGUCCGCGGCGUCGCAAUUCAUCCGAGCCGACCACUCUUGGCGACCGGAGGCGACGACUACAAAAUCAAAGUCUGGGAUCUCAAACCGCAGAGCAGAAGAUGUCUUUUCACUCUGCAUGGCCAUCUUGACUAUAUCCGCACAGUCCAGUUCCAUCACGAAAUGCCAUGGAUCAUAUCCUCGUCCGACGACCAAACAAUCCGUAUAUGGAACAGCACUUCUCGCAACUGCAUCGCCAUCCUGACCGGGCACUCGCAUUAUGUGAUGUCCGCCCUUUUUCACCCGAAAGAAGACCUUGUCGUAUCUGCGUCGAUGGAUCAGACUGUACGUGUCUGGGAUAUAUCUGGCUUGCGCAAGAGCACCCCGAACACGGCGCCCGGUACUUUCGACACUUUCGACACUUUCUCGACUGUGAAGUAUGUUCUUGAGGGUCAUGACCGCGGAGUCAACUAUGCCAUGUUCCACCCCACUCUCCCCUUGAUCAUAUCCGCCGCGGAUGAUAGGCAGAUCAAGCUCUGGAGAAUGAGCGAGACGAAAGCCUGGGAAGUUGACGCGUGCCGGGGUCAUUUCAACAAUGUUUCCAACGCAGUUUUCCAUCCGAAGCAUGAGCUCAUUGUUUCUUGUGGAGAGGACAAGACUGUCAGGGUCUGGGAUCUGGCUAAGAGGUCGGCGGUACAAACCUUCCGCAGGGAACAUGACCGCUUCUGGGUGCUGGCCGCCCAUCCAGAGCUCAAUCUCUUCGCUGCUGGACACGAUAAUGGUCUCAUCGUCUUCAAAUUGGAGCGCGAACGCCCCGCAUUCUCACUCCACGGCGACAUGGUAUACUACGUCCGAGAUAAAUACGUCCGCUCGUAUGAUAUCAACACCGGUGCAGACAUUGGUCUGCUCAGCGUGCGGAAAUUUGGCAGCCCAUACGUGCCUCCCCGCACUCUAAGCUUCAAUCCUGCCGAGCGCUCCGUCAUCCUUACUAUCUCAUCCGACAACGGUAUCUUUGAGCUCGCGGGAUUGCCGAAGGACGCCGUCGGUGAGGUUAAGGAUUCGUCAGUGGACGGGAAGAGAGGCACAGGACAAAGCGCCAUUUUCGUUGCUAGGAAUAGGUUCGCCAUAUUAAACAAGACGACUCAGCUCAUUGAAGUCCGCGAUCUUUCGAAUUCCAUUGUCAAAAGCAUCAAACCGCCUGUUCAGACGAAUGAAAUCUUUUAUGGAGGAACUGCCAGCCUAAUUCUCAGCUCUACCAGCUCGGUGGUUCUCUAUGAUAUCCAGCAGCAAAGGACGAUUGCGGAAAUCAACAGCCCUCCCGUGAAAUACGUUGUUUGGAGUGCUGAUGGCGCACAAGUCGCCUUGUUAAGCAAGCACACGAUCACUAUUGCAAGCAAGAACUUCGCUGCGAACACACUGAUCCAUGAGACUAUCCGCAUUAAGUCCGGCGCUUGGGACGAUGCCGGCGUUUUCGUCUACUCGACGCUGAAUCACGUCAAAUACUGUCUGCCGCAAGGUGACCAUGGCGUUAUCUGCACGCUUGAUAAUCCCGUCUACCUGACUCGCGUCAAGGGGAAGACAGUACAUUGCUUGGACCGUUCAGCACGACCUCGCACGAUCACCAUCGACCCAACGGAAUACCGAUUCAAACUUGCGUUGAUUCGCAAUAACUACGAUGAAGUGCUGCACCUUAUCCGAACAUCAAACUUACUGGGCCAAAGUAUAAUAGCUUAUCUCCAGCAGAAGGGCUUCCCAGAGAUCGCUCUUCACUUCGUUGAAGACAAAAAUACCCGGUUUGACCUUGCUAUCGAAUGUGGCAACCUGGACGUCGCGCUUGAAACCGCUAAAGCUAUAGACCGCCCCGAGUGCUGGAACCGCUUAGCACAGCAAGCUCUCAAACAGGGCAAUCACCAGGCAAGCCCUAUUGUGGAGAAAGCAUACCAACAGACCAAAAACUUUGACCGUCUGUCGUUCUUGUACCUCGCAACCGGCAGCACGGACAAGCUGUCCAAAAUGCAAAAGAUUGCAGAUGCUCGGGGGGACCCCAUGUCCAGGUUCCACAACGCGUUGUAUGCAGGUGACGUUCCAGGGCGCAUUGCCAUCCUUCGUGAAGUCGGCAUGUAUCCCCUUGCUUAUCUUACCGCGAAGACCAACGGGCUCGAAGAGAUCGCAGUGGAGAUUCUUGAGGACGCUGGUCUCACAGAGGCAGAUGUGGAUGACGUACCCAACUUCGGCCGGUCUACCUUGAAGCUUCCUCAAGUCGUAACGCACACUACGAAGCUCAAUUGGCCGUCAGUACCAGGUGGUGCCAGCUUCUUCGAUCGUGCACUAGCCAACGGCAAUCUCGAAGCGGGGACAGCGCCGUACACCAACGGUGUCGAUAAUGUGGCUGGCGCUUCUUCGGCUCUGGAUGACUGGGCGAAGGAUGAAGAGGAUGUGGAUGUCGUCGCGGAUGAGGAUGGGUGGGACCUUGAUGCUGGCGCAGAUGCCCAUGCAGAAGAGGUAGAGAAGGAGGAACUUCUUGAAGAAGAGGAGUUGGGCGCGGGCGCGACGCCUGGCGUGAGUGAGACGGAAAUCUGGACGCGCAAUUCACCAUUUGCGGCAGACCAUGUCGCAGCUGGAUCUUUUGAGUCCGCGAUGCAGUUACUUAACCGCCAACUCGGAGUCGUCAAUUUCGAGUUGCUUAAGCCAUUAUUCCUCUCUGUUUACCGCUCGUCGCACACAUACAUUUCGCCAUUUGCGUCGCUUCCUCCGCUCCAUAUACACCUGCGCCGCAACCCUGCAGAAUCAUCCAUGACACGCGUCCUGCCUGUCGCUGUCCUGACGCUGCGUCAGAUUCGCUCAGAGCUUUCGGAAGGUUUCCGUGCCGUCCUCGGUAACAAGCUUUCCGACGCCCAACAGACGUUCCGCUCCGUCCUACAAUCCUUGCUGUUUGUCGUCGUUUCGUCACAUGAUGAGGCUAAAGAGUGGCGAGAUACUGUUACGAUCGCACGGGAGUACCUGCUUGGUGUAUCUCUCGAACUCGAGCGUCGUCGCAUUGCCCAAGAGGAACCGGACAAUGUUCGCCGGAGCCUGGAACUGGCCGCGUACUUCGCGCACUGCAAUCUGCAGCCACCACACAUGCAGAUCGCGCUCCGGAGCGCGAUUCAAGUGUUCACGCGCGCAAACAACACCGCCACCGCAGCCAAGUUCGCGCGACGACUCUUGGACCUCAAUCCCGACCCCAAAAUUGUCGCCCAGGCCCGACAGCGCAUCGCGGCGGGCGAACGGAACCCGCGUGACGCUGUGGAGAUCACGUAUGACGAGUUCACGGAGUUCGAGGUGUGCGGUGCGAGCUACACUCCGAUCUACAAGGGUUCAUCGUCCGUGCGCUGCCCAUACACGCACGCGGCGUUCUUGCCCGAAUUUAAGGGCACGCUCGAUCCCCUCACGAGGCUAACGGAGAUCGGCGCGGCUGCGUCGGGGCUGCCUGCACCACGGUAAAUUAAGCUAGCACACGGCGCGACUGACAGACGCGGAUGUGGAUUCUGUAGCAUGGUGUGUUUGAAGGACGUUUAAAGUGCAACGAUUAUUCUUUUCUUUUUCUUCUC
Molecule: messenger RNA, 3734 nt
Organism: Heterobasidion irregulare TC 32-1
Lineage: Eukaryota; Fungi; Basidiomycota; Agaricomycetes; Russulales; Bondarzewiaceae
Exons: 15
Coding region: 1-3627 (1208 amino acids)
Biological process (GO): endoplasmic reticulum to Golgi vesicle-mediated transport; retrograde vesicle-mediated transport, Golgi to endoplasmic reticulum; intra-Golgi vesicle-mediated transport
Cellular component (GO): COPI vesicle coat
Molecular function (GO): protein binding; structural molecule activity
Source: RefSeq, a predicted model, not a curated record